CUCAUCACGGAGAACUGUGCUCAGAAAGAGUGAGAGAGAGCGAGAGAGAGAGAGGGAGAGAGGGAGGGUGUGCAUGUGUGUGUGUGAGAGAGAGAGAGAAAGCCAAAGCCAGAGCCAGGGAGACGAGAAAGAUAAAGGAAAGACAGACGGAACGAUAGACUUGUGCCUAAAAAGUACUGGUGCCCCCCUUCUUCUUCUUUUUCUUUCUCAAUUUCCAUCAGACAAAAACCUAAACCGGCUGCUUGGAUGAACCAGAACCUAUCGAUCUGUCAGUACUACACCUGGAUUCACUGACCAGCCGCACAGCAGGCAUGUCCCGAAGGAAGCAGAGCAACCCCAGGCAGAUCAAACGUCCUCUGGAGGAUGGCCUGGAGGAAGAGGAGGAGGAGUGCGUCUCCGAGGAGAACGAGCUCUUGGCCAAAGACGAGUUCUCGGUGGAGGAGAACUUCUCCACCGAGUUUGAGACUGAGAACAUGAGCUGUGAAGACAUGGAGUACUUCUGCAACAAAGGAGGGGAAGAUGGCAACCGAGAAGCAGGAGAGUCGGAGAUGGACGGGCAGGGGGAGAAGACCAGGCAUACUGCCGUGGGGCCAGAUGAAUGGGACGGUCCAAGAGAGCUGGAUGCGUUCCUUAAAGAUGGCGAGCGUCGGAUCCACAGCCGGCAGCAGCUCCCUGUGGGGACAACGUGGGGACCCUUCGAGGGGAAGAUCGAGAUGAGCACUGACAGCACUGCAUUGAAGACGAAGAGCACGGUCCCGGUGGUGCUGAGCGCCGGCCCCAGGUGGCUGCUGGAUGUGACUUGGCAGGGAGCGGAAGACAACAAAAACAACUGUGUGGUGUACAGCAAAGGUGGCCAGCUGUGGUGCACCACCACCAAGAACAUGAUGGAGGGCGAGGAGCUGGUGGCGUUUGCGGUGGACUUUGACUCACGUCUGCAGGCAAUGAACCACAUGUCUCUGAGUGAGGGCAUGUACCCAGCCAGGCUGCUGGACAGCAUCCAGCUGCUGCCGCAGCAGGCCGCAAUGGCUUCCAUCCUGCCCACUGCCAUCGUCAACAAGGACAUCUUCCCCUGCAAGGCAUGUGGAAUCUGGUUUCGGAGCGAAAGGAACCUGCAGGCCCAUCUGAUGUACUAUUGCAGUGGGCGACAGAGGGAGCCAGAGACGGUUUUGGAGGAAAACGACACUGGUCCCCAUCAGACCCCCAGUAUCUGCCCCUUCCCACAGUGCAACAAGAGCUUCUCCGGAGCCAGGGCCCUGGAAAUGCACCUGAGCACCUCACACAGUGGUGUCAAAAUGGAAGAGAGCCUCCCUCCUGGCACCAGCUUGAAAUGCACAAUCUGUAACUACACGGCAGAUUCUCUUAUUACAUUCCAGCAUCACAUCAUGUCUCACCUGUCACAGGCGGCCUUCAGAUGCAAUCACUGCCAUAUCAGCUUCCAGAGCCACAGGGAACUCUUACAGCAUCAGGACUUACAUGGGCACGGCAGCAAACUUCACAGGGAAGGCGACGGCACCGAGCAUUCCCCCAGGGGGCCUGAGGAAAGCCUCCAGCAGCAGCAGCAGGCCCGCACUGAGCUGGCCAACAGGAAGGAUGCUCUACUGGGAAGUCCCAAAGGGGCCCUCAACAAGGAGACCAGCACAGACGGAGAGGCUGACAAGGCUGAGAAGAAGCCCAUGCUGUCUGUUCAGAAGGGAGAGGCCCACCCAGGAAGCAAAGCCAGUUUUUCUUACACUAGGAUCAAGUCUGAGCCCUCAAGCCCCCGGCUGGCCUCCUCCCCUGUGCAGCAUAACAUGCCUACAUUUCCCAUGGGCCCCUUCUUGUCUCAGUUUGCUUUCUCCCAAGACAUUUCUGUAGUCCCGCAGGCUUCUGAGAUUCUGGCUAAAAUGUCAGAGCUAGUUCACCGGAGGCUGCGCCAUGGAGGGAACAGCUAUCCCCCUGUCAUCUACAGUCCUCUUAUGCCCAAAGGGGCCACCUGUUUCGAAUGCAAUAUCACCUUCAGCAACCUGGACAACUAUUUGGUCCACAAAAAGCACUACUGUAACAGCCGCUGGCAACACAUGGCAAAGUCCCCUGACUUCUCUGCCCUCUCAGAUAAGGUCCCUGAGGCGGUGAGCCCCAACAGUGGUCACAGUUCUGUUAGCAUGUUGGCCGGCUGCCACCCUACAGAGGCUGACAACCACCUCAUGCAGUCUGCCUGUCUGAACUCCAGUGUGUUGGACAUGAUCAAUGCUGGGGCUAAAGGACCUGAUAAGGAUCUAGCAGGACAGGUGAAGAAGGUCUCUACCCCAACUGGGGCAGAGGAGAGGCAGAAUGGCAAGCAGAUGGAGGGGAAAAGCCCCAGUACGGGUUUGGUGGAAAGUGACAAUGACCCAAACAAGACAACCUGUGAUGCCUGCAAUAUCACCUUCAGCCGUCACGAGACCUACAUGGUCCACAAGCAGUACUACUGUGCCACCCGUCACGACCCACCCAUGAAACGCAUGUCCACCAACAAGGUACCCUCCAUGCAGAGAACCAUGAGGACCCGCAAGCGCAGGAAGAUGUAUGAGAUGUGUCUCCCUGACCAGGACCACCAGAGGCCCCCUAUGGGUCAGCCUGGUUUCCUCGGGGUUCCGCCAAUGAACCCUUGUACAUCCCAGGAAGCUGUAGAGAGCCUAGCAGACCGCUUCCACCCCCGCUGUGACAUCUUCCCAGGUAUGGUACCCAAACACCUGGAGGCCUCUCUGACUGUCACUAAACCUAUUCUGGCUCCCAAAUGCAAUACAGUGGAGCAGCAGGAGCUAGAUGCUCCCAUUGAUCUCAGCAAAAAGUGUUCGCCAGUCCCUGACAAGACAUGUAGCUCCCCCAAAAGACUGUUGGACUAUCACGAAUGUGCAGUGUGCAAGAUAAGUUUUAACAAAGUGGAGAACUACCUGGCGCACAAACAGAACUUUUGCCCUGCAACAGCCGCCGCCGCUGCUGCUGCUGCCGCUCAGCAACAGCCACAACCGCAGCAACAACACAGUGAGACUGGUAGCCUGGAGACGACCAUGUUCCCAGAUAUGAAGAGUGACGGCAACCCUGAUGACGUGUAUGAUAAGAGCCCAGGCAAAUGUGAGAAGAAUGGCAAUGGGAAAGUAAUGGUGCAGAAUGGAGGCAUGUUCCCCCCUCACCUGGGGCCUGUGUCGGGACUCAAGCCUUUUGCUGAGCCCCAACUCAUCCCAUCAAAAGAUGAGAACAAGAAUAUGUUUCUACCCCACUGCCUUUAUCCCGGAGCAAUAAAGAAGGUUAAAGGUCCUGAGCAAAUAUCGCCGUAUUUUGGGAUAAAACCAACCGAUUAUGUGACCGGGGGAGCAGUGAUGCAGGGAGAGGCCAGCGAACAGGAGCAGAGCGUUAAUGGGGGAGGAGGAGGCGCAGGAGGAGGGGGAGAGACAGGAACAACCAGAGAGCAGGCCCAGCAGCCUGCUGCUAAUGGCUGCCCCCAUCCUGGCAAGGAGCCCCUUCCCCUACUGCCCAAAAACCGGGGCAUGGUCAUCGUCAACGGGGGGCACAAGCCAGAGGACCGUUCAGGCACAGCUCCACCACAGCAGGAGAACCAGCCCCAGCCAGACGGCCAACCUCCCAAUCCCUCACCUACGUGGGCCACCGAGAACCAGGCCGACUCCAACGAGAACAUGUCGCCUUCCUCAAAGUCUCCAAACGAUGAGGCAGCACCCACAGCCAACAAAGGUGUGAACGGCUCUGGAAGUGGCAAGUACUGCCGCCUCUGUGACAUCCAGUUCAACAACCUUUCAAACUUUAUUACCCAUAAGAAGUUUUACUGUUCAUCACAUGCUGCAGAGCAUGUAAAAUAAGUUGAGAAGAUUAAGACACGUUCUUCUUCUCCUACCCAAACCCACCCCCCCGUUCCCCAACUUUUCCCCCUUUUUUCUCCUUUGUUUUGGUACACUGUUGUGUCUGGAAUAGUGCAUCACGCAGUGCUAAAUGCUGCUUGUGGACAAUCAAGAGAAGCUUCUUCUUUCAUCGUUUUAAGACUUAAAAAUGCAAAACCAUUGGUUAAAAAAGAAAAAGAAAAAUGAAUCAAGAAUAAUAUUGGUGCCACUUUCACAUUAAUUUAUUUUACAAUCAGUAUUAAUAGGGGUAGUGAUCUUAAUUUAAAUUCAAAAUGAAAUUUAUAUCAGAGUUGUUUGUAAUGUUAUUGUAUAGUCAUUCUUGUGUAGCACACAUAUUGUUUACACUGUAAUGUAGGCUCAAUGAAACAAUAGACAAUACAAAAAUGAGAUGCAUUUUAGACACAAAAAUAGCUACUGAGGCACUUGUGUAUUCUUAUUUGCUGUACCAGUUUCUGUAUAUGCCCAAAAUGUCACAUGCAGAUUGCUACUAAUGACUUGUUUGCCUUAAAAAAAAUCUCCAUUUGGGGGUGAUAACCAGGCACAACCCUGCAUCUCACAUUUUGGCAUAUACACAUGGCUUUGCAUACAUAUGUGGCUGUUUGUCCCUGUCUCUUUUCUUCAACUCAGAUGUGGAUGUUUUCAUGAGGAUGGCAGCAUUCUUGUAUAGUACUCGUAUUUCUGUUUGAUGAUACACUUUGGUCUCCCUUUUUGAAAUUUGCUCUCAAUGCAAUACUUUGUAAAUUAGGGAACAUUACUGAAAGCAGUAUUAUGAAAUGGGGACUGUGCAUAUAAUUAUUUGUAACCCCAUAGGGAAAAAAAGAAGUUGUACAAGAAUUACGUUUAUUGCUGAUGAACAAAAUGGGUGGGAGGUCAGUGGGGAUACUGAUGUAAAAUGAUCAUUCCAAUGUCCUGAUUAUGGGAGAAAAUGUUUCUUAAAACGUUGUUGCUAUGCAUGUAUAUGGAUGGAAUUAAAUUCCAGAUCUGUUGGAAAUUUUUAUUUUGAUGUGGUGUCAUAAUUAAAAACUUAAAUCCUCAG
This is a messenger RNA of Micropterus dolomieu (smallmouth bass), 4908 nucleotides long. It is a transcript of the gene zfpm2a, whose product is annotated as zinc finger protein, FOG family member 2a. The transcript is spliced from 8 exons. Gene Ontology annotation, biological process: negative regulation of transcription by RNA polymerase II; positive regulation of transcription by RNA polymerase II; cell differentiation. Gene Ontology annotation, cellular component: nucleus. Gene Ontology annotation, molecular function: RNA polymerase II-specific DNA-binding transcription factor binding. The record is from RefSeq and is a predicted model, not a curated record. Lineage: Eukaryota; Metazoa; Chordata; Actinopteri; Centrarchiformes; Centrarchidae. The coding region runs from base 312 to 3833 and encodes 1173 amino acids.